CUAGGCUCCCAACUAUGGCCCAGCAUGACCCGUUUGAUGGUGGCAAUGAUGGCUUGGGACAUCUCCCAUGGCCUUUGGGCGCCAGGAGUACCUCCAUACCUGCUGCGCUGCGAUCCCUUGUCGCCGAGCCAAGAGUUCUUCAAAGAGGAAGUCCCUUUCAGCAUUCCAGCACCGCGUCUUUGUUCAGGAGCUCGCUUCCUACCAGUUUCCUUUGCCAUCCCAAAGGAGGAUGUCUUGCCCUGUGUGCCAGAGAAAUUCAUGGAUUUUGCUCCGCUGGUUCCAGGCUUAGAGGAGUCUUACGUUUUUCCCAUGACGUCAUAUGGAGAGAUGGAGUACAAGAGGAUGUACCGAGAAUCACGGUUUGGCGUAACAAAGCGCCGAGCAGGCUGGGAAACGAUGCGCAUCUAUGAGAUCCUGGCAUGCGGCUCGGUUCCGUACAUCCAUGCCGCAAACGAAAUCCCGGAUGCUGCACUGGUGUAUGUGAACAAGACGCUUCUUAGGCAAGCCCAGCAAUUAGUGGCGAAUGCGGGCCAACCACCGCGAGAUGCCUUCAGCACGCCUACAGUGGACAGUUUGGAUUUGACCAAAUAUGUAGCACUGGCAGCUGCCUGGCAGCAAGAAACACAAGCAGCUAAGCAACUUGACUAUCGAAGCUGCAGGUACGACAGUAGGGAAGAACUUCAAACCAAACAACUAGAAAACAACAUCAACAUGCCAAGAAACGUUGUACCACGAGGAUACCACCGGAUGACGACCCCAAGGCUGAGCUCUUGCGCCACACGCAGCAGCACCUCACCACAGAGGUCAAGUUUGGAAAGCAGGGCACUGCAUUGUCUAGGACCCUAGGAAUAUUGCUGAUAUAAUUCUAUAUUCUGUAUAUGGCAUCAUAGAAUGAAUCAUGAAAGGUUGUAUGUGGGAGUCAACCAGAACCAUACACGCUUGACAAACUUGUUCACUUUGUGUUCCAGUCUGCGGUCAAAACGGGGUUUGCCUCCUUUUGGCAGGGAUGGUCAUCCAUCUCUUGAUGGCACUUCAAUACAACCACAACAGCAACCCUGUCAAAUGAGUUUGACAAUGGCACACAUGGAUGCUGAAGUGCGACUCAGCACAUGUCAACACAUAGCCCACUGUUUCUUGCAGAGUUUUUCUGGUACCUACUGCUUAGCCCCUACAACGUGCGUGAUUGUCACACUCAGAGUUAUAUGAGCUCGGAUGGACGGCUUUUGACAGGCGUUGGCAAAAUAUAUUUUGACGUCCUAUGGAAAGCCGGUUUCCACUGCACUCUAUGUCUCAGGAUGCUUCCUGCCAGCAAGCAAUUCUCCUUGCUUUCGCCUACAAUACACUUUGGCAUGGUUUGCACCAGUCCACCAUGUUUUACCGAUGAAGGUGAACUUGCUCCUUAUAUUAUGCUCCGCCCUUUGCGUCCCAAAAAGAUCAAAAAGGGGUCAUACUAAGGGACACGUUAAUAUGAAGGAAUAUUCUCAAAUUGAGUGGUCUUAUAUCACCUGUGCCAGAGGUGCGUUUCUUGCUGGAGGAGGAGUCCUCUAGGACUAUCACAAACUUGUUUUUUAGCACCGAUUGCAUCACAUCGUGCUGGCUAGGUUUUCAUGGAGACUAUCUGUGCUAUGUGUGCCCUUAGUUGCACAUUCGUGACAUUCGCUGAUUUGGCGCGACCACAUGGUCAGUAUGGACUCGCGGAUGUUUUGCGGACACACUUGUGGAAAUUCAUGUUUAGCAGCAGAAGCAACACUUACCCCCCAUCAUCCUGCACCCUAGAAGGCUCGUUUCAAGCUUGCAGUACAGGUCCAAUCUUUCCCAUGUGUCAAGCUACGGUUGAAAAAGGUGUCAAAGAGAAGCAAACCAGAAGCAAGUUCUUGUGUGACCUCAUUUUGCUUAAUUACAUUGACAAUCAUUGACAUGACAUGUUUUUUGUUAACGUUUCACUUUCUUCAGAGUUGCUUUUGAUCAAUCCAAGGGCGUUGCAUGGCCUGCGCAGAGUGCUGGG
Messenger RNA from Durusdinium trenchii, 2005 nucleotides. NCBI's taxonomy places the organism in Eukaryota, Dinophyceae, Suessiales, Symbiodiniaceae. The record is from the annotation of a GenBank genome assembly.